UUGAACGAUACAAAUCGCGUGAGUGAUUUUUGCAUUUUUUAAAUAAAAUUUCAAACAUGCCCGGGGGUGUCGUAUUUCUUGUCUGCAUUCCCACCCUGAGCUAUGAACACGAACUUGUGUUCGGUGUGCCGCUGAAAUGUUCCAAGAAAAUCGAAAAGAACAAGAGUAAAAUCGCAGUAUCGCCUAAGGUGGAUCUACGUCUGAAAGAAGUGAAAACGCGCACAGAAUUGCUCUCGAUCAAUGAUGACGACGACGAAGACGACGACGUCGGUAUUAGGAAGCGCAUUCGUGGAUAUUCAGCGCGAUCGAAAACGCCAGUUUUCGUGUCGAUGGAAACGGUGCUGCAAGAGCUCCUCAAAAAGCUAAAAGUAGAACAUGUCGUAUGGUGCAAGGAUAAAGAGGAUAUGUAUUAUGAGGUGAUAUUUCCGGUCCCUGCUGGCGAACCCUGCGAAAAUUGCAUACAUUGUCUCACUGAGAUGGGUAUUGGUGUUAAAAUGAACUCGAUAGUAAGCGUAAUCCCGACACAAUGUACGUAUAGCGGUGCAGGAUUGCCGGCUGUCAAAGAUGACGUUGUUCGCAGGCGAAAGGAAUCGGAAGAGCAUAAGAAUGCUUGGAAUGCUUUCGUAGACUCUAUCAGAUCAAAAUUGACAGUGAAACAGGUGGUCGAUGGUGUUCGCAGCGGCGGUGAUCUUACUUUUGAUUACGUGCUACUAGUAUUAACUGCGGACUGUCUUGCUGCACUCGGCCUUAUCGAGAACAAUGCGCCUAACGUCGUUGCAGCUAUGCUAGUUUCUCCUCUUAUGGGACCUGUAAUGUCUCUGACCUUCGGGACUAUCAUAGCCGACAGAGAUCUGCAGGUGGUCGGCCUGAAGAGUUUGAUGCUCGGUAUUUUUCUAUCAAUUCUCUUCGGAUUUAUAUUCGGUCUUAUCCUCGGUACAACCGAGAUGCCUUGGGGUUACAAUGAUUGGCCAACCGAAGAAAUGAAGGGUAGGCACGUAUCGUUAAAAACAAUCAGUUGCAAUUUAUCAUGCAAUAACUGCAUUGCUGCAACUUUCAAUUAUAAUCGCCUCAAUUAUAAAUUUCAUUUAAAUAACGUUUUUUCCUGUAGAGGCAACUACAGAUCGCUUUGGAUGGGUGUUCUUUGGGCUCUUCCAUCUGGCACAGGUGUCGCAGUCGCUUUGAUGCAAGGUAGCAAUGGGCCAUUAAUUGGCGUCGCUAUAUCGGCUUCAUUAUUGCCACCAGUUGUUAACUGUGGUUUAUUUUGGGCUCUGGGAUGCAUAUGGCUCAUAUAUCGGCCUAUAAAAAUGCCCCACAUCAAAGGCGAAUCUUAUACGGAUUUUAAUAGCUCGUACACUUAUAUCUAUAGCAAUUACUUGCCCGUAGAAUUCUUUUGCAACGGCAUUAUCAGCGCGUGUCUGACGUUUAUCAACGUAAUAUGCAUCUUUAUUACGGCGAUAAUAGUCUUGAAGAUUAAAGAAGUGGCCGCACCGUAUACAUCCACGCCGGAAUUGCGCCGGUUUUGGGAGCAUGACAUCCGUUUGGUUCGCGAUAAGAAUAUCUCUUCCAGAGAUAACAGUUCCCUGGAUUCGAGUUUCUACGAUGGAUUGAGCAAAACUAAACAACGAGCGUUGGAACGCACAUUAAACGAAGCGGUCAGAGAAGCGAUGAAUGACGAGACUUUCCGAAAAGUACAAAGACUUAGUUACGGGCAACACGGACCGGAAGAGAUUGAAUCUCGAUUUGGUCUUCAGAAUCGAAGAAACGUAAAGAAAGGCGACAGUGUCGAGGAGAUAGUAAGCAGAGAUCUCCGCUCGCACAAAGGUUUAACUAAUUCUGGCAAUACGAGCGAAGACUUAGCCGCGUUGGACCGUUUAAUUACGUAUCUUCUGAGCCCAAAUAAUCCCCCUAAUAGCAAUUUAGAUUCGUGGAGACGUUCUCAUCGAGCUAGUUCACGAGGAUACAGACAGUUACGUGGCAAUGCUGCCGAUCUCGCCGAAACUGGUGAUGUUGGCACAACGCCUCUUUGAGCAUAAAUUAAUAUCUAAACAAAAAUCCCAAAACAUUGUAAAACUAGCAAUAUAAUAACAAGUUUUUAAUUUAAAAGCGAUAAAUAUAUAUAAAAAAGCGAUAAAUAAAUUCUCUGUAAAAUACAACCUGUAAACAAGGAUGCAAUACAUAUAAAUGCUGAUAUAACACACUUUUUAUUAAAUAUAUGACAGAUUAUUUUAAUAUCUGUAUCACAAUGUACACAACGU
This is a messenger RNA of Nylanderia fulva, 2255 nucleotides long. The record is from RefSeq and is a predicted model, not a curated record. Lineage: Eukaryota; Metazoa; Arthropoda; Insecta; Hymenoptera; Formicidae.